UGUUCAGUUGACGGCCGCUCACUGACGCGAAUGGUAAUGCACUUCUUCUCCGAGAAAAGUGGAAAACUUUUUGAAUUAUAGUACAAUUUCCUUUUCGAACAAUCUUCUUCAUAUUUCUGUGCUCGUAAGGUGUCAAAAAUAAAUUUGAGUGGUAUGUGAGAAAAAUAUCAGUCAACUGAUUGAUCAUUUUUUGCAGUAUUGAACAAGUAGUGUACACUCCAACAGCAAUGGUUUCAUCGACUGCAGGGAAUACCAUUACUUAUCUCUUUUUUUACUUCACUUGCUUACUUGGAAAUCAUGGAGUGGUGUGCUUGAAGCUGACGAACUUCGACGUGCCGAACCACGCGGACAUGGGCAGCUCGGCCACACUCGUCUGUGAGUUCGACGUGGACAAAGCUGCUCUGAACUCAGUCAAGUGGUACAAAGACGAGCACGAGUUCUUCAGGUACAGUCCGAGCGCCAGUCCCAGCGCUGUCACCCAGAGCUUUCCUCUCACUGGAAUCAGCUUGGAUAAUUUGAGGUCAGACAAAAAUCGGGUGAUCUUGAAUCGCCUAACUUACAAUAGCUCUGGCAUCUACCGGUGCGAAGUAUCAACUGAUCUUCCUGAUUUCAAAAUCGCUUAUGAAAGCAAAAAUCUCACCGUUGUCUCUUUUCCAAGAUGGGGACCAGAAAUUGCAAACAUACAAGAGCAUUAUACGGUGGGACAAAUGAUAUCUGGCAACUGCAGUGUUGCACCUUGCCACCCGAAGCCAAGCAUAACAUGGCUUAUCAACAAUCACAUGGUGGACAGAAGAAGCAUUUAUGUGGACUUCCAAAACGACGAGGAUGGCAGAUGGCUGACGUCAGCCUGGUCAACCCUGCACUACGAGCUGCGAGCCGAGGACUUUCAGAACGAGAACCAAGCCGUCGAGAUUCUUUGCCGAGUUUCGUUGGGAGGAAUCCCUGGCACAGAACUCGAAAAUAAAUUUACCAGCAAGCUACUGUCGAAAAAAAGUACACAGGAAAGCGCGCUGCAAAGUUUGAGAAACUCUGGUGGAAGUUACAUGAACAACUAUCGUGAAUGCCUCACUUUGCUGUCAACUCUCCAAAUUUUGAUACUAUUCAUUCUGCCAACAUGGGCCAACAUUCCACUUUCAGGACUAGUACAUGCGCAUUCAUAAAUCUGAAAAGUGUUUAUUGGUCGAUCCUCCAAAUAAUUAUAUCAAAUUACUGUAUGAGUAGACUUAAUAUUGUUCACUGUGAUACUAGGUAUAAUUAUUAUGAUCAAAGUAUAUAUGUAAAGUAACAAUUAUUGUGCAUCUUUUAUUACCGUAAUCAUUAUCAUAAUUAUUGGAUGGACGGUUUUGUCUCAAUAUCGCAAAACCCCAUCGAAUAAAAUUGAUUAUACUCACUUAUUGUAUCGAUAUUUGAAAAGUAUGAGUGAUGAGAGUGUAAUAGAUGUUUCAAAUUGUGUUUUUGUAUGAAGCAGAUUGAUUUCGUGAAAUAAAAAUAUUUUUUCCAGUCUUCUCAACAGAUCUAGAGAUGAUUGUUGAUAAGGGAAGAAACUCUGAUAACUUCCUUAUUUUGCGUUUAUAUUGAGAGCAUUGCUUUGGAGCUGUAUCUAGGUUUCCAUAGAAUCGGCUUUAAUAAAAAAUAUCUUAGCUUUCGGUUCAGCUCUCAAGCCAAGAUUUGGUUUUGUUUUCACUUUUCAUAAGGGUGAAAUCAUUGAGGAAAUUUGAGGAGAUUAACAAAAUUCCUAUAAUAAAUGGUAUCAGUCAAAAUGGAAUACACGAUCAUUGAUAUUGCGCUGUUGUCAAUGUGAAAUUCAAUCAUACAAUGAAUGAGAAAAGAAUAGAUGAAUGGAUUUAAGGAUUAAAUCAUAGAAUGUCCCGAAAACAAUUAAGAGCUCCUUUUCUGAGCCCUAUGAUGAAGAAAGGUUCAUAUAGUGGUGUUACCAAGCAACCCCAUCCAACAUUUCUUGAAGAUUUCCCCAGAUACCUCUUGAAUCUGGCUGGAUCAUUCCAGCAUUACUCUCUGGAUUACACUUUUAUUCCCUUUGGAUCGAACAGAGUGUGGUUCUCACUUCUUCAAGUAGGCUCACUGCUUUUCACUGCACACAUACAGGCCUACUGCUAAGUUGAGGUUUCACAGUCAUCGGAGCUCUCGAUUCCCAACAAUUCAAUGUAAGAUAUACAUGAGCUUUGAUACUGAACUGAGACGCAGAUAUAGAUGAAAACCUAAGAUACUGAAAAUAAUUAAUUAAAAUCAAGUUGCAAUCAUUUAAUCGUAUCAUUCUUACACUUCAUUCAGUAGAAUGAGAAGUAUAUUAUGAUGUGAGAGAUAAAUUUUCAAGUAGUUCUACACAAGGAAAUCCUUAGUGGAUAAAUUUAUUUUGAAAUGCAUGAAUGAAACUUGACUACUCACUCCUUCGAGGUUUUCUGGAGUUUCCAAUAUAUUAUCUUGAAACCAAGAAAUACUAUGGCUACUAGUGUUGUAACUUCCUCUUAUGAGUACUGAAUAUUAUGAUAAACUGCUUUUUAAAUUAAUAAAAGCCAAAGAAUACUUAUUCAUUAUGUAAUACAAUUUUUUACGUCCCCCGAAUUAUCAAGUUUUCCUUUUGAGAAUUCAAUCUGCUUGAAUUUAUUACUAAUCAGUUAGAUUAAAUAGACGGAAUCAAAUUAAGUAGCCGUCCACAGAAAAGACUAUAUUAUACUGAUCACUGAUGGAAAUGUGCUCAAGUGAUUUAUUAUCGUAUGAUGAAUCAUGAAUGCGUCAAUGCGUGUGUGUGAGGGCAUGGAUUUUAUCAAUGCUCUGGUUUCUUAAUAUUUAAUCGAGACUGUGAGAAUAAUCAGCAUUAAAAUCAUAUUAUAAAUGUGUUUGAAUUAAUGAAUAACUUCUCACUCGCUAUCUUCCUAUCCACUUGAGGGGCUGAGUUUGAGAGGCUAACGAUUUGUCGAAAAAAUUCUGAAAUUGUGAAAUGUUAUAAUUCACCAUUGCUGAUAAAAACCAGUUAUCUAUUCCUAAUUAAUGAUAAUCAAUCAUAAUUAAUAUACCUCACAUUGAAAAUAUAAAAUUUUUAAAUGUCAAUGAACUGGUGCUGCUGACUGUGAGAGAUUUAUUGUCAACGAAAAACUGACUAGAACGUCAAUUAGUCAACUUUUUUGGACAAAUUUCAGAUGAAAAAUACAGUGAAAAUGAUUCAGACAGGGUUUUGUCCGUCCUACAUCCCAUUGUACUACCGUGAUAAUCAUUUUAAAAUUCUAUAAUAAUUGGUGUCAUUCUUUUCAGGUUUUCCUCAAAAUCAAAAUUCCCUUACUGAUAGAUUAAUUAGUACCUUCCAAUUAACAAAGAGUGUGCUAUUGAAACACGAGUAUCAAUAGAAAAACCAAUAAUUUUUUGUACAUGAUAUUAAUGCUCAGCUCGCCAAAGUCAAGCGGAUAGGAAGAGUUUUUGUUCGUUUAUCAUAUUUGUCAGCAUUGUAGUCAAUAAAUCUCGUUUUAAAAUGUAAAA
Messenger RNA from Nilaparvata lugens (brown planthopper), 3489 nucleotides. RefSeq lists its product as uncharacterized. The record is from RefSeq and is a predicted model, not a curated record. The transcript is spliced from 6 exons. The coding region runs from base 228 to 1160 and encodes 310 amino acids. NCBI's taxonomy places the organism in Eukaryota, Metazoa, Arthropoda, Insecta, Hemiptera, Delphacidae.